CUUGAACAUAUUGGACUUUAUGUAUGGUAAAUUUUGGUGGUCGACACAGUCCGCGACUAUCAAAAGUAGUUUUGUGAGUCAUUUUAAAGUGAUAUGGAACAGUCGUUGCGGGAGCUCAGGUUAGAAAAUGGCAGUCGUGAAAGUCAAUAUGGAUAUGUUUACGCUGUAUCAGGUCCUGUUGUCACCGCAUCAUCCAUGGCUGGUUCUGCUAUGUACGAGUUAGUUCGUGUUGGACAUGAUGAAUUGGUUGGAGAAAUUAUCCGUUUGGAAGGUGAUCUGGCCACUAUUCAGGUGUAUGAAGAAACAUCUGGUGUAACUGUAGGUGAUCCUGUCCUUAGAACUGGUAAACCCUUAUCAGUUGAACUUGGACCUGGGAUCGUCAACAAUAUUUUCGAUGGUAUUCAACGCCCUUUAAAAGGCAUUUGUGAUCUAACUAGUUCGAUAUAUAUUCCAAGGGGUGUAAAUGUUCCUGCAUUAGAUCGUAAAGUUGAAUGGGAAUUUAUUCCAACACCAGGCUUAAAGCCUGGAAUGCAUAUAACUGGUGGAGAUAUUUAUGGUAUUGUGCCUGAAAAUACUUUAGUUCAACAUCGAAUCAUGCUUUCACCUAAAGCCCAAGGUACAGUGAAAUGGAUUGCUCCGACUGGACAUUACACAUUAUCGGAUAAAAUAUUGGAAAUAGAAUUCGAUGGGCAAAUCAGCCAGCAUACUAUGUUACAAGUAUGGCCAGUACGUCAACCUCGUCCAGUAGCUGAAAAACUACCUGGUAAUCAUCCACUUCUAACUGGCCAACGAAUUUUGGAUGCUUUAUUUCCAUGCGUUCAAGGUGGAACUACUGCAAUUCCUGGAGCAUUUGGUUGUGGUAAAACUGUUAUUUCUCAAUCACUAUCAAAAUACUCUAAUUCGGAUAUUAUUGUUUAUGUUGGUUGUGGUGAACGUGGCAAUGAAAUGUCAGAAGUUUUACGUGAUUUUCCAGAGUUAACAAUUGAAGUUAAUGGAAAGCAAGAAUCAAUUAUGCAACGUACAGCUCUUGUAGCAAAUACAUCUAAUAUGCCUGUAGCUGCUCGUGAAGCAUCAAUUUAUACAGGGAUUACAUUGUCAGAAUAUUUUCGUGAUAUGGGUUAUAAUGUUAGUAUGAUGGCUGAUUCAACUAGUCGUUGGGCUGAAGCAUUACGUGAAAUCUCUGGUCGAUUAGCUGAAAUGCCUGCAGAUUCCGGUUAUCCAGCUUAUUUAGGUGCACGACUUGCAAGCUUUUAUGAACGUGCUGGUCGUGUACAUUGUCUUGGUGGCCCAGAUUUACGUUAUGGAUCAGUUGGUAUUGUUGGUGCUGUAUCUCCACCUGGUGGUGAUUUUGCUGAUCCUGUCACAUCAGCCACAUUAAGUAUUGUACAGGUAUUUUGGGGAUUAGAUAAGAAACUGGCUCAACGUAAACACUUUCCUAGUGUUAAUUGGCUUAUAUCCUAUUCAAAAUACUUACGUGUACUGGAUGAUUAUUUUGAUCGAAAUUUCCCAGAAUUCGUUGCAUUAAGAACUAAAAUGCAAGAAAUUUUACAAGAAGAAGAAGAAUUAUCUGAAAUUGUACAAUUAGUUGGCAAAGCAUCUCUAGCAGAAGCAGAUAAAAUUACACUAGAAGUUGCGCGUAUCAUUAAAGAUGAUUUCCUUCAACAGAAUGGUUAUUCAUCGUAUGAUAGAUUUUGUCCAUUUUAUAAAACUGUUGGCAUGAUGAAAAAUAUUAUUGCUUUCUAUGAUCAAGCUAGACAUGCUGUUGAAGUAACUGCUCAAUCUGAUCGUCGUGUUACAUGGGCAUUGAUACGUGAAGCUAUGGGUCAAACAAUUUAUAAAAUUUCUAGUAUGAAAUUUAAAGAUCCUACAGCUGAUGGAAAGGAUAAAAUACUACGAGACUAUGAUGAAUUAUAUGAAGAGAUAUCAUCUGGUUUUAGAAAUCUAGAAGAUUUAUAAAUGUUUAUUAAUUUAUUUACUCUUGGAAAUGAUCUUAGUUACCGACACAUUCUCAUUUUCUCUUUCUUUUUAUUCAUGACUCUUUUUCUCUAAGUUACAAAAGUUUCCUACUUACUAUCAUCUUUGCUCUUCUCCACUAUUAUGAUUGUUUUGCUCUUUCAUAUUAUCAUCGUCUUCUUUGUUGUUGUUGCUUGUCUUUCUUUAACAAUAUCGUGUAAUUCUAUUUAUCCAUGGAAUUCUUCUUGUCAUUCAAGUUGUUUUCAUGUUUUUUCCCAAAUACCUGUUGUUGUGGAAGAGGAGAAUAAGCAUGUUGAGGAUGAUUAUAGUGUAAGGUGGUAAAAUGUGUAUACGGUUGAUAUUUCAAAGAGUACACAUUAUCAAUUACGUUAAUAGUAAUAACAAUAGUAUUAUUGUAAUAUUAAUAAUAAUAUUAGUAGCAAUAUCAUUUUGACCAAAUUUUAUAAUUCUUCCACCUAUCUUCCCAUCAAGAAAAACACAUUUAUACAGUAUGUGAUGGUUCCAAUGCAUAAUAAUGUUUGUUAUUCAUCUACACAUGCACACAUACAUCUAUAUCUUUAUACAACAAAUACCCAAUUGUUUUCAUUUCUAAGUAUCAUGAUUAUUCUUAUAAUCAAUAUUCUUUACUCAUACCAUCCCGAAUGUAUUCUUGUUCUGUUCUAUUCGUUAAACACGUAUAUAUUCGCAUACUUAUAUUUCCUUUCAGACUCGUUAUCAUUCCAUAUUUUGUCUUUUUUACUAUUAUCAUUAUUCUUAUACUACUUACUUACUUACUGUUGACAACUUUCAAAUCAUAUCUAUCUUUAUGUUACUUCUUUGUUGAUGUUGUCUUGAUCGUUAACUUCUUUUUUUUUAAUUGUUCAUUGUUGAUUUUCUGUUUGUUGUUGUUGUUGUUGUUUUUCCUCGUUAGUAUUAUUAUUAUUAUUAUUAUUAUUUAACAUAAUUAAUUUCGAAAACAUCAAUCAACUUUACUUAUUACCAGUGAUUACAUCAAUUAAUUAAUUAAUCAAUAAUUAAUUGCUUAAUCACAAAUAUAAUAAAUAAUUAUAGUUGUUUUGGUGUAUGGAACAACAAUAACACUCUAAAUAUUUAUACAAUCAUUUUCUUAUUCAAAAGAAAAAUAUAUAUAUAUACAUAUAUUGUUGGGUACUUGAAGAAUUUUGCACACUUUCAUUUUACCUGUUAACUGUUUUGUAUUUGACUACAGAUGCCUUAGAAAUAUUGCUCUCAUCUGCUGGGAUCACCGGAUAAGUAAUAGUGAGAUUAGACGCAGGGUAUUAGGAAAUAAUGGUAAAUCAGUUGAUGAGGUUUUAAAUCUUCAUCGACUAAUAUGGUUGGGCCAUGUGUUACAUAUGCCUGAACAUUGAUUACCACGACAAGCAAUGCUAACUGGUGUUGGGAGUGGUUGGAAGAAAGUUAGGGGCGGUCAAACCUAAAUGUGGCAUCAGU
Molecule: messenger RNA, 3423 nt
Organism: Schistosoma mattheei
Lineage: Eukaryota; Metazoa; Platyhelminthes; Trematoda; Strigeidida; Schistosomatidae
Source: the annotation of a GenBank genome assembly